Molecule: messenger RNA, 2466 nt
Organism: Nothobranchius furzeri (turquoise killifish)
Lineage: Eukaryota; Metazoa; Chordata; Actinopteri; Cyprinodontiformes; Nothobranchiidae
Source: RefSeq, a predicted model, not a curated record
GGAAGAAGCAGAAACCGCUAGCUUGUUGUUCUGGUGUGUGAGGAGAAAAUUUGAGGCUCUGCAGUAAAAAUGUCUUCACUUCAGUCUCUGGGAGAGUUGAUCAGCUAAAGCGACUAACUGCUGCUGCUGCAGAAAUCUUCUCACCAGGCUGUGGAAACUUUCUUCUCCUCCUCAACAACUUGGUGGAGUUCUUUCCAGAACCAGAGAAGAUAUUCUGCGGUCUUCGUGACAAUCGGAGCUCCAGAAUCAGGUUGUGGCUGUUAGCUAAACACGGCUAAAGAAAACCUGCUACCACUUCAGGAUCAUCCAUCAGCUGGGACUGAUUCAUCGUGUUUUCUUCACCACCUGGACCUGGACAGCAUGGACACAGGUGAUGCUGGUGAAAAAAGAAGUUCCUGAAGAUCAGAGUACUGUUAUGGACCAGCAGGACCCAGAAAGCCUCCACAUAAAGGAGGAACACAAGGAACUCUGGACCAGUCUGGAGGGAGAGCAUCUCCAUUGGAAGGAGGAGACUGAUGUAGCAAGGUUUCCAGUCACUGCAUUUUCUAUAAAGAGUGAGGAUGAUGAAGAGAAACCUCUGGUCUCACAGCUUCAUCAGCAGCAAAUAGAAGACCGAGAUGUUCCAACCAGCAGCUCAGCUGACCAGAUGGCAGCAGAAACUGGUGGAGGAGCAGGAACUAGCAGGAACCCAGAUCUGAACCCUCAUGAACAAACAUCUGAUUCUUCAGAGACUGAAGUAAGUGAAGAGGAUGAUGAUGAUGAAGUGAAUCUAGACUCUGGGCUGUUGGACUCUUGGGCUGAAACAAAAAACAAAGAUGAAGACAAUCAGUGGAAUGAAAAUAGGACUUCUGAUUCAGAUAUUAAGACUGUCAACAAAUCAUUUAGUUGCCCUGAGUGUGGAAAAAAGUUUCUGCACAAAUGCUUUCUCCAGAAACAUGUGAGAGUGAUGAGACAUUUUGCAAUAAGUUCUUCAAGCUGUUUGGUUAAUAAGAAAUGUGUUAGAGUGAAGCGACAUAAAGACUUGUGCAGGAGAGUCCAGAAAGAACCAGAGUCAUUUAGUUGUAACGACUGUGGCAUAAGAUUUGGUAAAAAAUCGGAUUUAAACAGUCACACAGGACAGAAACCUUUUUCCUGUGAUCGCUGUAGAAGUUUUAGCCAAAAGACAUGUUUAAAUAGUCACAUGAAAGUCCACACAGGACUGAAACCUUUUCCUUGUGAGCUCUGUGGACAAAGAUUUAGCCAAAAGGCUAAUUUAAACACUCACUUGAGAGUCCACACAGGACAGAAGCCUUUUCCCUGUGAGCUCUGUGGACAAAGAUUUAGCCAAAAGUCACAUUUAAACAAUCACAUGAGCGUCCACACAGGGAAAAAAACUUUUUGCUGUCAGAUGUGUGGACGCGUUUUUAGCCGAAAGUCACAUUUAAAUAAUCACAUGAGUAUCCACACAGGACUGAAAACUUUUCCCUGUGAGCUCUGUGGACAAAGAUUUGGCCAAAAGACAACUUUAAACCGUCAUAUGAGAGUUCAUACAGGACAGAAGCCUUUUCCUUGUGAGUUCUGUGGACAAAUAUUUAGCCGAAAAGAAAAUUUAAACAGUCACACAAGAGUCCACACAGGACAGAAGCCUUUUCCCUGUGAGGUCUGUGGACAAAGGUUUAGCCAAAAGUCACAUUUAAACCGUCACAUGAGUGUCCACACAGAAUAAAUACCUUCUUCCUGUGAGCACUGUAGACAAAUAUUUUUAGCAAAUUUUUACACGAGAGUCCACCCAGGACAGUAGCCAUUUUCUUGUUAGUUCUGUGGACAAAAAUUUUGCCAUAGAAGGACUUUAUUCAGUUACGUGAGGGUUCACACAGGACAGAAAUCAUUUGCCUGUGAGCAAAGAAUUAGCUAAAAGACUAAUUUAAUUUAAACAAACACAUAAGAGUUCACAUGGGACAGAAGGAAAUACAAGAGUACUAAAAGGUAACCAUGUAGUUUUUCCAUGGGAGGUAUUAGUUUUGUAUGUCUGGUAAUAGUCCUUUAACACAGAUCAGUGUUGCUUCUGGCCCAUGAGCCACCAUUCCCUGCCCUGUAAGCCACAAUUUGUGGGCACUAAGAUGUGAAUGCUGUGCUGCAUCCUUGUUUCCAUUGAGAGGUGGCACAGCAUCAUGUCACAGAGUGGUAAUGUUGCACUUAUGUUAUAUUGUAUAUUGCAUGUUUUACUUGUAUUUAUUCUGAUGUGCAUGUUUUUAUUGAUGGCGUGUUUUUAGUUUGUUUGGUGCAACAUUGUGUUUCAUUUUGUGUUAUAAUCACCCCAAUCAUCUUCACCUGUGGCAGAGUGUUGCCUGGACUGCCAAUGAACAGACGCAGGCAGGACAGGUUUUAUUUAAAGGGAGGAACGCGUGGACCAGACAGCCAGCCAGGGUGGCAGACAGAGCCAGCUAAGAGGCAGAGACGCACCCUGGACGGUGUCUUGAGGACACA